This is a messenger RNA of Danio rerio (zebrafish), 1701 nucleotides long. RefSeq names its product anaphase promoting complex subunit 7 (gene anapc7). The record is from RefSeq and is marked provisional. Lineage: Eukaryota; Metazoa; Chordata; Actinopteri; Cypriniformes; Danionidae.
AUGAAUGUGAUCGAUCAUGUGCGGGAUAUGGCAGCGGCCGGACUGCACUCUAAUGUCCGGAUCAUCAGUAGUUUACUCCUGACCAUGAGCACCAACAACCCAGAGCUGUUCUCCCCGUCUCAGAAGUACCAGCUGCUGGUGUAUCAUGCUGAUGCCAUCUUCCAUGAUAAAGAGUACAGGAACGCGGCCUGCAAGUACAACAUGGCUCUACAGCAGAAGAAGAUGCUCAGCAAGACAUCUAAAGUUCGUCCCUCCAGCACAGGCAGCACAACAUCUGCGGUGCAGGCACAGAACUUGCCAUCAGAGAUUGAAGUGAAAUACAAGAUCGCAGAGUGUUACACUAUUCUGAAGCUGGAUAAAGAUGCCAUUUCUGUGCUGGAUGGGAUUCCUUCACGCCAGAGGACGCCAAAGAUCAACAUGAUGCUGGCAAAUCUGUACAGAAAGGCCGGUCAGGAGCGGUCAGCGGUUACGAGCUAUAAGGAGGUGUUGAGACAGUGUCCUCUGGCUCUCGAUGCCAUCAUUGGUCUUCUGUCUCUGUCAGUGAAGGGAGCUGAAGUGGCCUCAAUGACCAUGGACGUGAUUCAGAGUAUCCCCAAUCUGGACUGGCUCUCUGUCUGGAUCAAAGCACAUGCCUUCAUUCAUGGAGGAGACAAUCAGAGAGCCAUCAACACUAUCUGCUCUUUAGAGAAGAAGUCUCUGUUAAGGGACAAUGUUGAUCUUCUAGUCACCCUGGCGGAUGUGUAUUUCCGAGCCGGAGACACCAAGAACUCCAUCUUGAAGUUUGAGCAAGCUCAGAUGCUGGACCCGUACCUCAUCAAAGGUAUGGACGUAUACGGCUAUCUCAUGGCCAGAGAGGGUCAUCUGGAAGAUGUGGAGGUUUUAGGAGGACGUCUGUUCAACAUCUCUGACCAGCAUGCUGAGCCCUGGGUCAUAUCCGGAUGUCACAGUUUCUACAGUAAGCGUUACUCACGCGCUCUGUAUCUGGGAGCUAAAGCCAUCCAGCUGAACAGUAACAGUGUGCAGGCGCUGCUCCUGAAGGGGGUCGCGCUGAGGAACAUGGGCCGCGUGCAGGAGGCCAUCAUUCACUUCAGAGAGGCCAUGAGACUCGCACCCUGCAGACUCGACUGCUACGAAGGUCUGAUCGACUGCUAUCUAGCGUCUAAUGGCAUCCGUGAGGCGAUGGGGAUGGCCAACAAUAUUUAUAAGACUCUGGGAGCAAACGCUCAGACUUUGACUAUUCUGGCUACUGUGUGUCUGGAAGACCCCAUGACCCAGGAGAAAGCCAAGACUCUGCUGGACAAAGCCCUCGCACAGCGGCCCGACUACAUCAAAGCUGUGGUCAAGAAAGCAGAGCUGCUCAGUCGAGAACAGAAGUAUGAGGAAGGAAUUGCUCUUCUGCGAAACACGUUAGCCAAUCAGAGCGACUGUGUGCUGCACAGAAUGCUGGGAGAUUUUCUGGUUGCUGUUAAUGACUAUCAGGAAGCGAUGGACCAGUACAGUAUAGCACUGAGCCUGGACCCCAAUGACCAGAAGUCACUAGAGGGGAUGCAGAAGAUGGAGAAAGAGGAGAGUCCCACAGACGCCACGGUGGAGCUGGACGGAGACGACAUGGAGGGCAGCGGCGAGGAAGGAGAUCUGGAGGGCAGCGACAGCGAGGCGGCGCAGUGGGCAGAUCAGGAGCAGUGGUUCGGCAUGCAGUGA